Molecule: messenger RNA, 1680 nt
Organism: Trametes versicolor FP-101664 SS1
Lineage: Eukaryota; Fungi; Basidiomycota; Agaricomycetes; Polyporales; Polyporaceae
Exons: 3
Coding region: 63-1610 (515 amino acids)
Source: RefSeq, a predicted model, not a curated record
CGAGCUUCGACGACAUCUGCUCUCUCAUCGUUUAGCUCAAUUAGCAUUGCAAGGCUACCCCCAUGGACUUAACAUGCGGGGCUGCAAGCUCCCGAACCGCCCGGCAUGGGGGUAUAUUCACCCGAAUCACGGCGAACCAAAGACCUUACCUCCAUGACGACAUUUUACUGCACAUCCUCAACUUUGCCAGCAAGGAUCUACUUCGCACUCUCACACAGACGUGCCGCAUGCUCCAUAGCCAAGGCGCAAGAUACCUUCUCCGCGACGGCGUCUCCCUCGCAACCGACAAGCAAAUCCUGUCGUUCAUGCUCUUCAUCGUCCACAACAGCGGAGGCGAGCGGCCGCGCAUUCUGCGUCUCCGUGAGCUGACAUUGUCAAGGGAACACCCCUCGCACGUCGAGCGACCAGGCUCCAAUUCGGUGCCACCCUCUGAAGACCCCGGGAUGUUGCUUCACGGGCUCUUCGUCGCGCUCGGGUCAUUCAGUAUUUUGACCAGAUUGACAAUAUACGACUCUGAAGAGGUCCUGGGCUUGCAUCCCGCGCUUCCGGAGGCCAUCGCCGGGCUCCGCACGCUGUUACAGCUCAAUGUCUCCUUCGUCGGGCCCCGCACUGUCCGGAUGCUGAAGGCGCUCCGCUCCGCCCUAUUCUGGGCCGACAUCAGCAUCGAAUCCGAAGUCGAGCUCCCCCUCGAAGACAAGAACCCGAUGUUGCUCCUGCACAGCUCCCGGGACUCCUUGCGGGGGCUCUCCGCGACCUUCUCCGUCAGCACGCCCGACAGCCCUCAGUACCCGCUGCUCACGACCCUCCGGCUCAGCUACACCGACGCCCUGCGAACGCAGCACUACGCCCAUGCGUUCCCGCAUCUACGCACCCUCACGACCUGGGACUGCUGCGGAUGGGACCACGACGAAAGCAUCGAAGAGCUGCGCAUCCAGAACCAGUCUGAGCAGGAGCGCCUCGGGACGUGGCCUGCGCUGGAGAGCUACCAGGGCACCAUCAUGAACCUUUAUCUGCUCGGGAUUCGCUGUCCCAUCCGCACGGUCGCACUCAGCCACUUCGAGGACGAGCUCGAGCCGGAAAUGCUGCACGCGGUGCUGGGGGACGCGCGCCCGCGGCGGCUGCAGCUCCGCAUCGAGGGCGGGUACUGGCUGGUCGCCCCUGAGUUCUUGGAGACGUUCACGCGAGCGGGCGUCGAGGCGCUCAGGCGGUUCGAGCUCAUCGUCCAGCUGGAAGAGGCUGAUCGCACUAUGUGUGUUUACACUACUUUGGACUCGAUUUUACUGAGCAUUGUUCGCCCGCUGAAGGACCUUGUCUCGUUCAAGCUAUGCUUCGACUGCUCGUCUAUCAAACGCGACGGAUACGGAAUGAAGACACGCCAAAAUGAUCCGCUUGAGCGGCAUGAACAGGAUUUGGCAGACUGGGACAUCGACGACUACGCGCAUCGCAUAGAAUACGAGGCCAGCACAAAGAUCCAGUCGAUUUCUGUGUCUUUGAAGGGGCAUCGCACACGGGCUGCCGAGACGGUCACGCUUGGCGCGAAAUGGUCGAUCAAAGACAACUCAAGCGACGACGAAGACGACGGAGGCAAACACAGCACCAAUCAAAUGUAGUGUCGUCCUUCAAGCACCGAGCGAAGACUCUCUACAAUCAUUGCUUCCGACAUAGAUUCAUCGUAUGUUA